Messenger RNA from Daphnia pulicaria, 2610 nucleotides. RefSeq names its product origin recognition complex subunit 1-like (gene Orc1). The record is from RefSeq and is a predicted model, not a curated record. Gene Ontology annotation, cellular component: nuclear origin of replication recognition complex. The transcript has 10 exons. Gene Ontology annotation, biological process: mitotic DNA replication checkpoint signaling; DNA replication initiation. Bases 152 to 2530 code for a protein of 792 amino acids. Lineage: Eukaryota; Metazoa; Arthropoda; Branchiopoda; Diplostraca; Daphniidae. Gene Ontology annotation, molecular function: ATP binding; DNA replication origin binding; chromatin binding.
UGGUUCAUUUCAUUCCACAUUGGACGUUUUAUCGCAUCGUUUUACUGGUUUUACGUCAGAGAUCUACCUAUUGAUUUUGGAUUUCUUUUUCACAUUUUGGCUGAUUUUGUGUUUUAACUCUUUCAUUUAAAGAAUUUAAAAACUUAUCACGAUGGAUUUCGAAUGGUUAGGCGAUCCAAUACCUGUCGACAUGGCCGACAAACAAAUAACCACGAAGCCAAAAACGUUUUACAAAACAUGUAAAUAUUUAGGAACAGAAUACAAUGUUGGUGAUCAUGUCCUCAUUGCUAAUUCUGAGGCUGAUGACCCUGAGUCUAUUCGUCAUUGCUAUGUAGCAUCACUGGUCUACAUGUAUGAAAUGAAAUCUAACAAGAAAGAUCCCUUUCGGGCUCAAGUUCAGUGGUAUUCAAGAAUAGAACAGCUCUCAAAAUUUCUGAAAAAAGAUCAUGUGCAUCCACCACUUGACAAUGCAUGGGAGCUAGUGCAUGAAGGACAGCGAUAUAAAGGAGAUUUAAGCAUUGAAACAAUCUUUGGUAAAUGCACUGUUUCGAUUUGUGAUGGAGAUGAAAUUCCUAAAAUUGUUGGAAAACAAAAAAAGUCCUGGAUAUUCUUCUGUCGGUUUGCUCUUGGCCCUAAAAGCUCGCGCGAUUUAAUUUCGGUCAAAGAAUCGGAAAUGAAACAAUUAGCAGACCUGAAUGCAAAGACAAUUGUAAAUUCAGGCUCUGCUAUUAAGAACAACAACAACAAUGACCCAUCAACUCCUGCAAGAGUUUCGAGAUCUCGUAGAACUUCAGAAAGUGAUUCCAGCGCGUAUCCGGACGUCGUUAAUACUCCCCGAUCAAGCAGGAGAAUAAGGCAACCCUCACGCCAAUUAAUUGAAAACGACGAAAACGAAUCUAACGCUGCUAUUGACGGCAUUAAUACUCCUCGAUCAAGCAAGAGAAAUAAGCAACCAGCACGCGUAUUGGCUAGUGAAGAGAAAGGAUGUAAUACUAAUACUCCCCGAUCGACCAGAAGAAACAAGCAACCACCCAACUGCAUCGAGGAACCGCUUCCAAGUCCCCUGAAAAAUUCCACUUUUAGUGUCAGCAGCAUCAAAACAAAGGAGCUCUGCAUAGUCAUACAAAGAUGUAAAAUCACUCCAAGUAAAGAAGAUUCUCAUGCACAGCUAGAUCAGUCUAGUAAAGUUAAAGCAAGAAAGAAACUUGAUUUGGAAACUACACCCACCAAAGUGGUAGAAGAGAAAACUCCUAUGAAGCCCAAAAGAGCUGGAUCAGCAACACCUGGAUCAACUCAGAAAAAGCGAUUGAGAUUAACUCCUGCCAUUUCUUCCCGUUCGUGUAAAGUAGCUGAUCCUACUUCACCACUAGGAGAAAUUCGACGGCGUCUUCAUGUCGCUGCUGUGCCUCAAACUUUACCGUGCCGUGAAGAUGAAUUCAAUCAAAUUUUCAGUUAUGUAGAAGGUAAAUUGUCUGAUGGCAUUGGAGGGUGUAUGUACAUCAGUGGUGUUCCAGGCACAGGAAAAACAGCUACUGUCAACGAGGUUAUCCGAAUGUUGAGAGAGAGUCAAACAGAAGGAGAUCUUCCCGAUUUCAAACUCAUUGAAGUCAAUGGAAUGAAGUUGACGGCUCCACAACAGAUCUAUGUCCAGAUCUGGGAUCAGUUAACAGGCAGUAAAGUCACAGCAGAUAAAGCAGCCAAAUUGCUCCACGCCAAAUUUUCUACUAACGGGCCACGGCACCGACCCACUGUCUUAAUUGUCGACGAAUUGGAUCUACUUUGGACUCGACAACAGGAUGUUCUUUAUAACAUUUUUGAAUGGCCAAACCGACCCAAAGCUCAGCUUACUGUCUUAGCUAUCGCAAACACAAUGGAUUUGCCGGAAAGGUUGUUGAUGAAUCGAGUCUCAUCACGAAUGGGAUUGACUCGAUUAACUUUUCAACCUUACAAAGUGAAACAACUUCAAACCAUUAUCUCCUCAAGACUUGAAAAUGAUGUAUCGUUUGAACCGGAGGCGGUAGAGUUCAUUGCCAGAAAGGUAUCAGCAGCUUCAGGAGAUGCUCGUCGAGCACUAGAUAUUUCUCGUCGAGCUGCUGAAUUGGCUGAAAAGGGAGGACAUACUAACAGCAGUCCAACAAAAUCACCGUCAAAAAGAGGUGCACAAUCAAGCAGGUCGACUGUCAUGAUGCAACACGUCCAGACUGCGAUUGAAGAGAUGUUUUCGUCACCAAAACUAUUGGCUAUUCAAGCAUGCAGUUUGCACGAACAACUGUUUCUCAACGCUCUUGUGCAAGAGUUCAAUCGAACGGGAGUCGAAGAAUCGUUUUUCGACCAAGUGAUUCGGCAGCAUUAUACGCUCUGUGAUCUGGAAGGAAUGUCCCGACCAAAUGUAUCAGAGCUGCUCUCCGUCUGCGCUUCGUUAUGUAGCAGUCGGUUGAUCUUAUCAGAACACGGACGGAACGACAUCCGUCAAAAGGUACGUCUCAAUAUUGGAAUUGAUGAUGUCACCUAUGCUUUAAAGUGCAUUUGAGUCAAUUUUCCAUUUUAUUUUUAAUCUCAUAAAUUUUUCGUCGUCUUGCGAUUUUUAAAAUAAAUAAUAAAUUAUUGCGA